AUGGCGAUUCCGCGGUGCACCUCUUCCAGAGCGACAACGACGACGUCCACGACCACGCAGCGCUGCUCUCGGACGCGACAACGACCUCAAACGUCGUGCGGCACCCGAGCAUGCCUCCUUCCGUUUCUCGAGCUCCUCAAGCAAAACCCGCUCCACAUUCGGUGGGCCGGCUUUGUGUACUGGAAGCUUCUAUUUGGCGACGACUCGAUCAAGUUCACGAUCAACCGCCGAACGCUUCUGCAGUGCUACGCCACGCACGCGUACCCGCCUGUCGCGAUUGAAGCCAUGUUUGAGAGCUUCCUUUCGGCGCCACUACCCGCGAGCGCGACGCAUGCACCGGCGGACACGACGACACUCCAUUUGCGCGAGGUCGUGACCAAUGCAAGUCUGACGGACACGGAGUGUCUGCGGGCGGCGACGGUCCUUCCGCGGUUCCAGGACCACAAAUACCUUGUCGAUGUGGUCGCGCAGGAUGGCGCGCUCCGCGACCAGUACCGACGCCUCGUGGGCACCAAGGAGACCGCACCUCUCCUCAACGACCAUCUUCGCACGCACCUCAUGUACCUUCUCGUGUCGGUCGCGCCGGGCGUCGUGCACUCGUUCAGUGCGGGCGAGCUCGUGCUCCACCCGCUCGCACUGUACAUGCCGUCGUCGCUUGUGGUUGUGUCAUGGCUCAAGUCUAUCUUGGAUCGCGUGACGCAUCUCGUCGACAUUCAUGUGCCGCCCCACGCCGUCGUCUUCCCCUUUGAUCCAGACGUGCCGGCAACGAGGCGCCGGGAUUCAACCAUGGACGACACUGCGUUCUGGAAGUGUCGGGAAGAGCUCGACGGCGAGCGUGACCUCUGCGAGUCGCUGCUCAACAUCUGGCAGCGUUGUGCGUCGCAGCUCACGUUCGACUUGGAUGCAACCUUUGGCCGCACGGAGCAGCCCCGCGCGAGCCUCACGACGACGCCAUCGCAACGCCCGAGCUUGAUCAUGUCGAACAGCAAGCCCAAGCGCGGGAGCUUUGCACCGUUGCUUAUUGUGCUGCGCUCCAUGUACCAGGUCUUGUGCGACGACGAGGCCCAGGAUGAUGCCGACGAUGAGAGCUCUUCGUCCGACGACGACGAUGCGAGUCGCGCGCCGGCACGCCGCCGAAGCCGCCUCAACUCGAUGCCGCUGCCGAUGGACGCGGUGUUUCUCGCGAAGCUCAACAAGCUCGACUACUUUGUACAGGUGCUCAAGCUACCCCAGUUUGUCGCGACGAAGGAAGACACGUCGCUCGUGCACUGGUUCGUCCUCGAACUCGCGCGCCUCAUGCACCACACACAGUCACUCUGCGCGACAGAACCACGCUGGAUGGAGUCGGCGCGCCGUCGUGCCGAGCUCAUUACGCGCUGCCUGCAAGUGACACUCGCGUCGACGGACGAGCUGCGCCACAUGCUGCAGCACGAGGACUUUGUCUGGACGGAAACCGAGGUCUACCGCCGUGACUUGUUUUACCACGAGCACCUCGAGACGUUGCGCGACUCGCAGCUCAAGAAGCGCGCGGCGUUUCAGAGCGCGGUCCAGAACGAGACGGACCAAGCGCGCAGUGCGAAACAAAUCGUAUUUCUGCGGGUGCGGCCCUUGUCCGACCCAGUGUGGCGCAAGCAAGCCAAGGAGUACGACGACUGGAUGAAUCUCGAGCGGCUACUGCGCUGGAACAUUCAGCACGAGUGGCAACUCGACGCGUUCACGUCGUCCAAGUGACAGCGCUGCCGCCUCCUCCCCGACGUUGCGCCCAGCAAGCCGUACACAAAACAGCAGUCGCACGCCAACGCGUCGAUGACCGACGCUUUUU
Messenger RNA from Saprolegnia parasitica CBS 223.65, 1822 nucleotides. RefSeq lists its product as hypothetical. The coding region runs from base 1 to 1731 and encodes 576 amino acids. The record is from RefSeq and is a predicted model, not a curated record. The transcript has 7 exons. Lineage: Eukaryota; Oomycota; Saprolegniomycetes; Saprolegniales; Saprolegniaceae.